Molecule: messenger RNA, 1616 nt
Organism: Phoenix dactylifera (date palm)
Lineage: Eukaryota; Viridiplantae; Streptophyta; Magnoliopsida; Arecales; Arecaceae
Product: acidic leucine-rich nuclear phosphoprotein 32-related protein 2-like
Cellular component (GO): nucleus
Molecular function (GO): histone binding
Source: RefSeq, a predicted model, not a curated record
UUGGCAUCAAUUCGGCGCUUCGGGCGAGGGGGAAGAGCCGCAAUUCUUUUUUAGAAAAAGAAAAAGAAAAAUUGGAUAAAACCCUUUGGGGUUAGGGUUUUACCUUCCCAUUUCCUAUUCCUUCUUCCAAUCUAGGGUUAGGGUUUUGCUCCUCGCGUCCCAUUCCACCUUCCGAUCUAAGGCUAGGGUUUUGCCCUUCAUUUCCCCUUCUUCGUCCCCGCCGAUGGACGAGGCCUGGGAGAAAGCCGUAGAGGCGGCGCUUGGCGGCCGGGCGGACUCCUCGUCGGGGGAGCUACCGCGAGCCCUGACCCUUGACGGCGCCGUGAAGUGUCUCAACGGCCACCUCCCGCGGCCGGCCCUCUUCGAGAAAUUCCCUGCACUGGAGCACCUCUCGAUCGCCAACGUGCGGCUCGCCUCGCUCGAGAGCUUCCCCCGCCUGCCGGCCCUCCGGCGGCUCAUCCUCUCGGACAACCGGAUAUCCGGCGGGCUUGAGUUCUUGGUGGAGGCCGGCCUCGACGGGCUCCGCGACCUCGACCUCUCCAACAACCGCAUCCAGUCGUUGGACUACCUCGCGCCGCUCGCCCGGCUCCAGCUCGCGUCGCUGGACCUUUACGAGUGUCCGGUGACGAAGAUCAAGGACUACCGGUCCAAAGUUUUUGGAUUGAUUCCGUCCUUGAAGUAUCUGGACAAGGUGGACGCCGAUGGGAACGAGCGGCCGGAGUCGGACGAAGAGGAGGAGGACGAGGAAGAAGACGAAGAAGAGUACGAGGAUGAGGAAGAGGAAGAGGAGGUGGUGAAUGGAUCGAGAAAGGGGCAGGGAAAAGUAUCGAAUGGGGUUCAGGGAGAAGAAGGGGGGGAUGAGGAGGAGGAGGAUGAGAUAGAUGAGGAGGAGGGAGAAGAGGAGGAGGAUGUGGUUGAGGAGGACGGAGAAGAGGAGGAUGCGGAGGAGGAGGAGGUAGAGGGAGGGGAGAUUGAUGAGAAUGAGCAGGGAGAGGACGACGAGAAUGGGGAGAUUGGGGAAGACGAUGAGGAAGAGGAUGGGGGGACAGAGUAUGUGUUUCAGCUCGUAUCACGACCGAAGGAUCGGACAGAAGGUGAAGGAGUUGAUGAUGAACAGGCGAACCACCGCGGCAACAGUGCGCAGCCGCAUCAGUCAUCUUCUUCUCUGCCCAACAAGAGGAAGAAGGAUGGAGAAGAUGAAAACUCCAUGUCACCGAAGCAUCAUUGAUAAUUCACAUUACAUGUACAUGGACAGCAUCAGAAAGGGGCAAAAAAAAAAAAAAAUCCAAGGUUGUUUGGGGUAUGCUGAAAACUCCACCUGUGGUCUCGAAGGAUGAUCAGUCGGAUUGCGAGUACCAUUGAGAAACUGUUAUAUAUUUGUCAACCUACGACAAGUAAAUCAAGGCUCGUCUAUAUGCGGGUACGCCUUUUUUGGUGGCUCGCUGACCUGCGAAUGUUGUCACAGCUUCUUUUCGAAAUGACAGUUAUACUUAGGAGUAUAUCAAAGAAUUUUGGCAAUCUAGUAGGUGUCGGAUUUGGUGGGUCAGUUUUGUUAAUCUGAUUGAGAAGAUAUCUCUAAUAUAAAUGCGGGGAUUGCAAGUAGUGCUUCAUUUAUU